UUUGUCAGCUUCCCAUAAUGUUGCCUGUCUUGAUUUUCUUCUUUGUGUGCUCUGAUGAUUUCGUUUUGUCUUCCACUCACACUUAUGAUCAUUGUCUAUGAUGCCAAUAGACACAUGACUGUAAUCUGAGAUAUGUGUUUACUGCUUGUGGAGUGAUAGAUAUAUUCUUCUGAAUUCUGGCCUUCUCAUUGUUCUCAGCGAUCGCUAAUUGUGACGAAAAAUUAUAUACUGUUAUUUCUGAGCAAAUGCCCUAUUCCCAAUGAUAACAUCGUCAAGCUCUUGGUUCUCCUAUUCCUUUGAGUUUUCUAUGCAAUUAUGUGCACUGGUGUUUUCUCAAGUCAAUUGGAGUCCCUGGUCUGCUGGCUAGACUUCAAAGUUUUACUGUAUGAGACCAAGGGAAUCAGCUUUCCAUCUUUAUUUGGGUCCCAUUUCAAAAUCAAGGCUGGCUUCAAUAAGUUGCGUUUAUGCCAAGCAUGCUGAAAAAACAAAGCAUUUAUGCACAGGAUUUUGCCUUGUCUUCGGUACAGGUCAGUGAGCUUGGUAGCAACACAAUCAAAUUAAGGUGCGGAUUUUUGCCUUCUGCAUCUGCAGCUACGAGGCCUUCACAGGUGAUCUACAAACGUUGGAUGAUAAGGUUCAGUAAAAAGUGUGGAUCCAGAUCGGAUCAUUCUGAAGAAAAUUGUUUUGACUGGGUAUCCAGAGUCUCAAAACUGAAAGCAAUCGUGCGGUACAUGUUCCACAAUUCUGACGAUGUAAAAUGGUUCAAGCCUGUUGAGUUGUGGACAAAACAUGGACGUCAGGGCCGCAUCAAGGAGACAGUACUCAUGAUGGCUGUAACCAUUGGUGAUGCAUCCACCUCAAGGACCAACACAGCUUCCAGUGCACUUCCAACUAAUCUUCCCUAAUAUCAGUCCAUUCAGUUCUAUACCUACCUUGUAUAAUUAUCAAACUAUUAGACUUUAUAAUCACCAGUAUGGUAUCUAAUGUAAUGUAAAUAUUUGUAGCCACCUCCAUGUACAGACCAUACUAUCUAUAUGACUAUGCUUUCUGCGUUAUGAUUUCAUCUGACCAUCCACUUUA
Molecule: messenger RNA, 1080 nt
Organism: Panicum virgatum (switchgrass)
Lineage: Eukaryota; Viridiplantae; Streptophyta; Magnoliopsida; Poales; Poaceae
Exons: 9
Coding region: 465-905 (146 amino acids)
Biological process (GO): ribosome biogenesis; maturation of SSU-rRNA from tricistronic rRNA transcript (SSU-rRNA, 5.8S rRNA, LSU-rRNA); endonucleolytic cleavage of tricistronic rRNA transcript (SSU-rRNA, 5.8S rRNA, LSU-rRNA)
Cellular component (GO): preribosome, small subunit precursor
Molecular function (GO): U3 snoRNA binding; GTP binding; GTPase activity
Source: RefSeq, a predicted model, not a curated record